AUGUGCUUGUUGCCUCUCUUCCUCGUUCCGAUCGUUAAUUUGCUGCCGCUGCUCUUCGAUUUGAUCAUGGUAAGGAUAUUCACACGUGCGAAAAUCUAUGCGAUGUUCGGAUGGGAGUACAGGAAGCCGGAGAGGGCUCCUCCGGCGUGCCCUUAUAAGCCUGCUGCCAGAAAGGACGAUGGUAGCAAUGUUUUGAUAGAAAGCUUACCUGGGGAUCACCCACCUGUUCAGAAACCUGUGGAAGUAGGAAAUGGGAAGGAGGACUAAUACUUAUAGACAACUUCAGACGAACUCUCCAUCUCUCUCUCAAGAAGGAUCACCAACACCUACGGGAAGAAAAACUAGUGCUAUGAGGUUCCUUGUACUUUUGUCAUCGUCAUAACGAGGUAAAUGUUGUGUAAUUGAGAAUACUCGAGACUCCUGAAAUGACACAAAUUGUUUGCUGUUGUUUGUGUAAAUGGGUAUACCUCAAAUUUCUGAAAUGGAAAAUUCUGCUGCUGUUUCUGUAAUUUGAGUGAACUGUGAAAUGCAGGCAUAUAUUAUUAAGAUGAUUGGAAGCUGGUAAACAUUUACAGAACUUGUUACGUUAGCCCAGGUCAUUCAAUUUCCA
Messenger RNA from Linum tenue, 610 nucleotides. The record is from the annotation of a GenBank genome assembly. Lineage: Eukaryota; Viridiplantae; Streptophyta; Magnoliopsida; Malpighiales; Linaceae.